Molecule: messenger RNA, 1735 nt
Organism: Saprolegnia diclina VS20
Lineage: Eukaryota; Oomycota; Saprolegniomycetes; Saprolegniales; Saprolegniaceae
Exons: 1
Coding region: 36-1553 (505 amino acids)
Biological process (GO): transmembrane transport; carbohydrate transport
Cellular component (GO): membrane
Molecular function (GO): carbohydrate:proton symporter activity
Source: RefSeq, a predicted model, not a curated record
GCCACAUUGCACUUUGCAGCUACAGUACACUACGCAUGGCGUUUCGAAAAGCCCGGCCCCCGACCGAGGGCUCACGCACGUAUGCGAUCGUCGUCUGCGUCUUUGCGUCGCUCGGCGGUGUCUUCUUUGGCUAUGACCAAGGCGUCACCGGCGGCGUCCUCGUCAUGGACUCGUUCUUGUACGACUUUUGUGUCGGGUAUGACGGCAACACAUACCUGCACUGCACGGCCGACAGCGCGCGGCUGCCGUCCAACUGGCUCAACUUUACGACUGUCUACAACGUCAUUUACUACGUUGGCUGCAUCGUUGGCGCCUUUGUUGGCGGCUACAUUGCCGACAAAUUAGGUCGGCGCGCGACGAUCUUCUUUGCGGGUGUUCUCUUUUGCGUCGGGACGUGCCUCCUCGUCUUGACACCGUCGGGCAGCCAUCUCGUCGCGCUCAUUGCGCGCUGCAUCCAAGGCCUUGGCGUCGGCAACUCGUCGUUCUCGCUGCCGAUUUUUGGUGCUGAGAUGGCCCCCAAGGAGCUCCGCGGUAUGCUCUCGGGCUUUAUGCAAAUGGCGGUUGUCACCGGCAUCGUCCUCGUCGGCUUUGUGAAUUUUGCUCUCGAGCACAGAGACCACGGGUGGCGCAUCACAAAUGGAAUUGCGAUGGUCUUUCCGGUCAUUGUCAUGGCCGGGAUCUUUUGCGUGCCCGAGUCGCCCCGCUGGGUGUACAAGGCGCGCGGCCGCGUUGCUGCCCAUCGUGAACUCCUUCUAUUGCGCAAGACCGACAACAUCCACGAGGAGCUCGAUGCGAUAGCUGACGCGAUCGACGACGAAGGCCGGCACCAGUCGUCGUGGUCGGACCUCUGGCACCCGUCGAUCCGCCCGCGGCUUGCGAUUGCGAUGCUGCUGCAGCUCCUCCAGCAAGCCACCGGUAUCAACCCUGUGUUUGUGUACGGCGGUCAGAUCUUCAAGGACGUUGUCGGCGAUGGUUUGCUCUCGCUCUUGAUUCUCCAGAUUGUAAAUUUUGCCUCGACGAUCCCAGCCAUGUACUGGGUCGACCGCUACGGCCGGCGCACGCUCCUCCUCGUUGGCGCGGCCGGCAUGGUGCUCGGCCAUUUGGUGUCGGCGACCGUCUUUAGCAUCGGCUGCGACGGCAACACGACGCAUCUCGACUGCUCGACGAGCGCGGGCUGGGCUAUGAUUGCUGCAACUGCGUUCUUCAUCUUCAACUUUGCGAUUUCGUGGGGUCCGAUCUGCUGGAUCUACCCGGCCGAGAUCUUCCCGAUGAAGGUGCGCGCCAAGGCCGUCUCGGCGUCGACCAUGAUGAACUGGGCCAUGGGCGCGCUCAUGAUUGGCAUCCCCAAGCUCUUCCCGUACCUCAACAUCAACGGCGUCUUCUUCCUCUUUGCGGCGCUCUGCACCCUCGCCGGUGUCUAUGUCUACUUCAAGUGCCCGGAAACCAAAGGCAUGUUUCUCGAAGACAUUGACGAGCUCUUUGGCGGCUCGAGCCAGUUGGAGGCGUCGCAUUCGUCGCGCUCGUCGCCGUUUCCGCCAUUUGUCCUCGAGUAAUGGGACAACCUGUGCAUUUUCAUUCGUUUUCCAAAUUCACCGGUGCAUGUCGCAACCCACUUCUGCGUCCACAGGGCACACGAAAAAAUCGCUCCGUGGCCAAAACACGAGGUAGCGUCGACGAGACGUUUCGUACCCCAAGCCUAGGGAUAUUCAAAAAUAUAUAUUAUGUCUCUUGCCCC